AAUAUCAGCAUGUUUUCUGAUGAACGACUGCAUCAUUUUCUCAAGCGCUAAACCACGCCCUCAGUAUUUUGACCGUUGCGCAUUCUUGCUGCGCGUCAACGUCAACUUUUUAAUGCGGGAGAAACAACUGUUCAGCAAACUGCCGAAGAAGAAUACUUAAGAAAGAAGAGACAGCACGUGGGCGAUUAUCCAGAGGAAUCUUUAUGGUGAGUACGUUUAUUUGGUUUUUGAUGAUCAAUGUUCAUUCUUUGAGUCACAUUUUUCCUAAAUUAGUCGAUAUUGGUUAAUUAGGAAAAAUAGACACUUCUACCUUUUCUUUGUAAAUUAUCAACAUUCCUGAAUGUUUAAAUCUAACUGUAUUUUUAAAUCCUGUUUUAUAAAAUAAAUACGUUUUUGUCUUUUGUUGCGAUGGAUUUUGCUGCACAAUUAAAUUGCGUUGGAAGUCGUGCAUAUGAUUCUGCUGCAGCCUCGUUAGCCAGAUUAGCUCAUCUGAAAGCCUUCCAUCGGUUAAUACUGUACUGAGGAGGCCCAACAGUAGAAAGAUUGCUUUAUAUAAUAUUCUGAGGAGAUAAUGAUUAUUGAUAAUAUAGGGGAUUUUCAAAUCUGUGCAGCAGUUGCCAUACAAAAAAAAUUCAUGGUUUAUUUAAUUGUUCAUUCAUUAAUUUGCCUUUUAAUGAACCUGGUCAUUCACAUUUGUGUAUUUUGUUUUACAGAUCUCCAUUGAGAGCACACUUCAUGCAGUGUAGGUACUGUAAAUACACCUGUGACAGUCAAAAUCUGCUGCUGAGACACUGCAGGCUCAAGCAUUGGCACCCAGGCCGACGUGUACCAUUAUUGUGCCUGUACUCUGAGUGUGUCUGCGCUUUCAAUUUAAAAUGGGAAAUUACAGACAAAAAUUACGCAAUACUGGAUGUAGUGAGCUUGACAAUAGAAGAGAUGAUGGUUCAAGAGUUCCCCAGAAGAAACCAAGAAGAUCAGAAAUCAACUUUCUCCCAGACAAUCCUGUUGGUUUGGAUGAUGCUGCAUUGGAAAAUGAAAGGGAACAUCUUGAGCUUGAAGUAAAAAAAGGAACAUGGACAUUACAAUACUGAACACCAAAAUGGAAACCACAUUCCCUCUUAGAAGAAAAGAAAUAGUCAAUGAGCAGCCCUUGGUCUCUGUCAUCAAAGAAAGAUGGCCUGGCCUCUUUUUGCAGGAGCAACUUUGCGCAGAGUUUCAAAGGAUCACUUGUGUGGACCUCAAAACGGCUUUCAUGACAUCUCUGAACAAACAUAGCAAUGCCCUCAUCAAAAUGUAUCGAGCAAAGAGUAAAGACCUUGCAGAUGAGAUGAAAAUUAUCCUGGACCAUUUUGAUGAGCAGACAACAAACAUCCUGUCACACAGAUACACUACGGCUCUACGGGGACUCCCCUUGUACCUCAGGGAGCGUGAUGCAAUAUCCAAGACUUGUCUGGACACUGAUUUAGAGGAGACUUAUGCAAGAGGAGUGAAACUGGGCAUCCUUGAAGUUAUGGAGGAUGACAUCUCGCAGGCAACAAAGAGAUGUCUUAACUUCAGCAUCAUCCUGGAGGAAACUGUGGUCAUGGAGGACCUAUCUGACUUUCCCACUGCUUUCAUGGUACUCUUUGGACUUCUCUAUGCGCUAAAUAUUGAGUAUCCAAAAGGACUAAAAUACACAUUUGAGGCAGUGCAGAACAUCUUUGUGGGAUUGGGAGAAAAGUGCACCAACAGAGUUCAGUCCCUGAAGAAUAAGAUUUUCACUGUAUAGAGCAGUUUAAGAUGCUUUGAAUAUUUUCAGAUGCUUUUAUGGUUGGUGGGUACCUUUGGCAUAAUAAUGUUUUUGUUUUUAUGUCGCUGUAUAUUGUGGUACUGGUGCAUUUUGAAUUUUUAAGACUUGGUCUUGAAUUCCCUUUAAAGUGAAAUGCUUAUUUGUUUACUUCAUAUCCGUUGAUAUACUGUUCAGUCAAACUAAAUGUUUCAUGUUGAGGUGUGUCAGUGUUUUUUAGAUGGGUGCACUUCUAUUUUAGACCAUGCUUCAAAUUUUGAAAGUUUGUUCCUCCUACAUGCUACUGUUUAGACACACAUUUCAUAUUCAGUGGCAGUGUUUUGUAAAACUGCUUUAACUGAAGCGUUUAAUUUUUGUAUUGCAGUAUUGAAUCACUUUGGUUUAAAUAUUUGUGAAUGUAAAAAAUUUGGUAUCACAGGAUUUUUUUUUUUUUUUAUGAGAUGGUGGUAGCACUACUAUCAUUAUUGAUGCCUAUCUUUGGCAGGUUAGCGCAAUUAUAAAUUUUUUUAUUUGUUUCCUGUGAGAAAUAUUUAAAGACCAAAAAGGAUUAAUCAUCAUGUUGUCAUGAUGAUGGCUAAUUAAAAUGCCAUUUAAUUGCCUUCAACAGGUUGGUGAAAACAUUCUUAUAUUGCUCUUUGGAAUAAAUGUUUUGUUAACAUUCUCACUGUUUUCAGUUCUUGACUUGGGCAAUGGUAUUGUAGUUUCCAGUCGUAACAUAUUAUUACUUAGUACCAAUUUCCAAUAGCAUUUUUUUUGUUCACUCAACUUCAGACAUUUGAGUUCUACAUACAAAAUCUUUUGU
Molecule: messenger RNA, 2588 nt
Organism: Xyrauchen texanus (razorback sucker)
Lineage: Eukaryota; Metazoa; Chordata; Actinopteri; Cypriniformes; Catostomidae
Exons: 4
Coding region: 1073-1768 (231 amino acids)
Source: RefSeq, a predicted model, not a curated record